Molecule: messenger RNA, 2326 nt
Organism: Leptopilina heterotoma
Lineage: Eukaryota; Metazoa; Arthropoda; Insecta; Hymenoptera; Figitidae
Gene: ATP6AP2
Product: ATPase H(+)-transporting accessory protein 2
Exons: 7
Coding region: 157-1173 (338 amino acids)
Biological process (GO): positive regulation of Wnt signaling pathway
Cellular component (GO): external side of plasma membrane; membrane
Molecular function (GO): signaling receptor activity
Source: RefSeq, a predicted model, not a curated record
GUGGUAGUUGAGGGUUUGCAGUGAGCAGUCUCACAUGGUCUCACAUUCACAUAGUCACAUAUUAAUCACAUGAUUUAGUCACCUGAAUGAAAGGAAAGAUUUUCAGUUUGUAAAUAUAUAGAUUCAUUUGUCAGAAAAUAGUUUAUUUAUUCAACAAUGUUACUUAAUUUGGUAUUGAUCUCUUUUAUUCUUGGAGCAGUAAACGCCGAAGGAAAUUUUAUAAUUUUACAUAAUCCAAAUAGUGUACAAUUUAAUGGCAAUGAAGAAGUCGAUCAAAGCUUUUUAAAAGAAGUUUUUUCCGCAGCCCUUGGACUUACUGUGAAACAAAGGGGAAAUUGGAAGGGAAUGAGCAUUCUUGAUUCGUUUAAUUUACCUGAAGCUGUCGUAGUAAUUGCUGUUGAAGGAAAGGAUUCACUAAAUUCAACAAGAGGUAUACUGUUUCCUCUUAAUGCUGAUGAAAAUGAAGAAACUACUUGGCAAGCUUUAACUGGACGUUUGGGGAAAAAAGAUGAUAAUAACACUCUAGUGAGAAUUUACCUUGGUGAUGGACUCGAUGCUCUUGGGCAAUCUUCUCUCGGUGAAUUGAAGCCAAUGCCUAUUGAUCCAUCAUCUCUGCAAUUUUUAAGUCUAAAAUGUGAAGAAGAUAAAAAGUUUCUCGAAGAAGUUCAACUUUUGCGAGAGAUCGCUAAUAAAAUAACUUCUACUAUAACUACCAAGGAUUCGAAUCCGGAUGUUUAUUGGUUUGUAGUAUCUGGUUUGAGUCGUGUAAUUGAAUUACAUGGAAAAGGUUCACCCUCUUCAACUGAAGCUCUUGCACUUUUGAAUGAUGCUCUUAAUGAUGUCAGCGAGUCAUUUGUUAAUGUGUACAAUGGGAAAGUACUAACUGCUACGUUUACCAAUGAUCAGAGUCAAGUUCGUCGUACUAGAUCUCUGAAUUUAAAUAGAGUUUACCGAGAUACGAGUGAAAAUGAUACUCCGAAAGUGGCUGCGGAUAAAAAUCUCGCAAAGAAAUACAGUAAAGACUAUCCUGUUAUUUUCAACAUCAUUCUAUGGUUUGGCGUUAUAUUCUUCUUCUCACUCCUAGCUAUAUGUAUUGCUAUCGCCAGUAUGGAUCCUGGACGUGAUUCUAUAAUAUACAGAAUGACGUCAAAUCGAAUGAAAAAGGAAAAUUAGAUCAAUUUCAUUUUAUUUUAUGUACAUAAAUAAAAUGCUCGCGUUAUGUGAAAAAUUGACAGUGAGUAGAUAAUCCAAUCAGUUAAUGAACUUUGUUUUAGAGUACCACCUGUGUAAAAUGGUGAAAAAUACAAAAAUAUCCUGAAUUUUUAGGUUUUCAUAAGGCAAUUUAACAUGUAUUUAACAGAAGGUUAAAAAGGCAUUUUUGUCGAACAAAUAUUGGCGUUUAUUAAAGGCAGCACUUGACAUCCACGUAACAGUUUUAUUUUUCUUCUUCUCGUUAUGUAAUGUAGAGGCAAAUAAAUUGUUUACCGUUGCUUGCGCGAUAAAAGAUUAAAGACAACUGUUAUUUCUUCUAAUUGUUGUAAUAGCCCUGUGAUUGCCAAAAAAAAUCUCAUUUGAAAACGAGGUGCACAAUGACAACCAUUUUACCUUAGGAGGCAAUUUGAAAGGCUGAAAUAAUUUUUUUCUUGUAAAUAUCCAUCAAAGAUUGGUAAUCCCACAAAGAUCUAUAACAAUCUAUAAAGUUGUAAUUUUUGUAAUUUUACAGAUUUCUCCACUAAAUUAUAAAGCGUGAAUGUUUAUGAGAAAAAAAACAUUUUAACGUUACAUUUCAUCAUAGUAAAAAUAUUCUUGUAAAUAUCCAUGAUUUAUGAUUCUGUAUCAAUUUGUAAAAUUACAUGUUUUUAAAUUCUUUUAAAGCUGUUAAUAACUUGUUAGUAAAAUUAACAAAAAGCUUUUGUAUCUACUAAUUAGAAUAUAUCAAUCACACAGGAUGCAUUUUAAAAUUUUAAAAUUCUACAAAUUAUAAUUACGAUUGCUUUAAUACCAAUUUAAGCAAAAUUAUCAAACAGAAAUUACUCUCAAUUAUUUAUACUAUUCUUCCUGCAUUCCAAGAAAGAAAGGUACCAAAUAGUAAAAAGUAUAUUGUAAUGUAUAAUGAUUCUUUAGCUCUAUAAUUAUGUGUGAUAGAUUCAAGUCAGGAAUGAAAUGUUUGACAAAAUAAUGUUAUGUAAAAAAAAUAAGUGUAGCUAUUAUUAAAGUUAUAAUUUCCAGAGACUGCAACAUUCAGUCAUUUUACUGCAAUAAAUUGUAUCAAAUGUUUUGUCUAAAUCGCAGUCAAAUAAAUAAAAAAUAAUAGUAUAUAAAUUUA